AUGUCUGUCCCCGAAAAGUUCACCGGCUUCCAGGUCAACGGCCCCGAGACCUGGACCGAGUUCCACAAGAACGAGUUCCAACCCAAGCCCUUUGGCGACUACGACGUCGACAUCAAGAUUGAAUGCUGUGGUGUUUGCGGUAGCGAUGUUCACACCAUCAGCGGCGGGUGGGGCGAGCAGAAGUUCCCUCUUGCUGUUGGACAUGAAAUCAUCGGAACCGCCCUCCGCGUCGGUCCCAAAGUGACUCUCAUCAAGCCCGGCCAGCGUGUCGGCGUCGGCGCCCAGUCCUACUCUUGCCUCGACUGCCGUCAGUGCAAGAACGACAACGAGACGUACUGUCGCAAGCAACUAGACACUUAUGGCGCCGUGUGGCCUGAUACCGGCAUCGUCAGCCAGGGCGGUUACUCCUCCCAUGUUCGCACCCACGAGCACUGGGUCUUCCCAAUCCCCGACGCCCUCCCCUCCACCGUCGCCGCUCCCAUGCUCUGCGCAGGUCUAACCGCCUACUCCCCUCUGGUCCGUAACGGCUGCGGCCCCGGCAAGAAAGUCGGCAUCGUCGGCCUCGGCGGCAUCGGCCACCUAGGUCUCUUGUUCGCCAAAGCCCUCGGCGCCACCGUCUACGUGAUCUCGCGCACGCACUCCAAAGAAGCCGACGCCCGCAAAAUGGGCGCCGACGGCUUCCUCGCGACUGCCGACCCCAACUGGAACGAAGAGCACAUUAUGACUUUUGAUUUGAUCAUCAACACCGCCAACAGCUUUGAGGGGUUCGACCUGGAUGCGUAUUUGAGCUUGUUGGAUGUCCAUGGCAAGUGGGUAAGUGUGGGAUUACCCGAAGAUGAGGAGGGGAUUCGGGUGCGGAAUCAGACGUUCUUGAAGAAUGGGUGUUUUUUCGGGAGUAGUCAUUUGGGGAGCCGCAGAGAGACGUUGGAGAUGCUGCAGCUUGCGGCGGACAAAGGGGUCAGGACGUGGGUGGAGGAGGUGAAGAUUAAUGAGGAAAACCUAAAGGGGGUGAUGCAGAAGAUGAAGGGCGCUGGGGGGAGGUAUCGGUUUUGUUUGACGGGGUAUGAGGAGGCUUUUGGAGCGUGA
Molecule: messenger RNA, 1086 nt
Organism: Neurospora hispaniola
Lineage: Eukaryota; Fungi; Ascomycota; Sordariomycetes; Sordariales; Sordariaceae
Product: chaperonin 10-like protein
Exons: 3
Coding region: 1-1086 (361 amino acids)
Biological process (GO): alcohol metabolic process
Molecular function (GO): zinc ion binding; alcohol dehydrogenase (NADP+) activity
Source: RefSeq, a predicted model, not a curated record